AGGCUUACGCCUUGCCUCGCCGAGAGAAAUUAAUUUCAAAUGCAUGAAGGUCACUAGAAAAAGUUCGAAGUGUUAGUUUUGAGCUUGCCAUGUCAUGGGCAUAAAUUGAUUACUAAAGAGUUAGAUCAAUGGUACAAAAACAAUUGAAUUUUUCACAUGAUUUUGAAGGAGGAUUGAACAUGUUAUCUGUCAACACUUAACUAAUUAGGCGUUUUAGGACCUAUUGUACAUCUGCUCUAAAUCAAUCAACAACAUUAUCCAUUCUUUGGUUUGACUCUUGACCUAAUCUUUCAAGCGACUUUUAGCCCAAAGUUGACAAGGCAUUUAUACCUACCCUUUUUUCACAAAGUUGUUUCUUGUAUAUCUGGUUCCGAUGCUAAGUACAUAGUUUCUGUUCCAUCUGUUUUUCUUCAGGUGUGCACAACCCUUGCUGCUUUGUAACAUAAAUAAACAUCUUCCUCCGUGUAUCCCAAUGCCUUCAAUUUUCUCUCCUGAGGUACAUUUGGUUUAUCCCAUUUCACAUUCUACCAGCUGGCAUCUUGCACUUCUAUGUCCUAGCCUUUACUUGAUUCACAUAUAUGUUACGGUUUGAAUGAUUUUGAAAAAUAUUAAAAUAACACACUGCUCUGGCUCGUACAAUUUUCCACACUGUAUAUGACACCAAUGCUCCUAAUGCCAUCCUCUGUAAUAACCUUUAUAACUAACAAGUGAUAGCUUUGAACAUAUAAGAUAUAAGAAUAUGCAUUUCAUUAAGUCUCAACAUGAGAGGGGAUGUAUACAAUUACCAUGUGGAAAACCACUUGGUUAGGAAAUGCAAACAAUCUGGUAAACUGCAUUGGUGUGAUACUCUGCCUGUUCCUUAUAAGUUCAUUAGUUUGAAUAUUUAGAGUCAAAAUGAACUUCUUCUCAGUUAAGAUGAUACAAAUUUAUUCACUUCUCUGGAAAAACUAAUCAUGAAAAAAAAUCAAGUGUUAGAAAGAUAAAAAGAAUCGUGCUCCAUUUAGUAUUCUGGAUGUAUUCAGGACAGGAUACUUAUCAAGGGAGAGAACAGGUAUCAUUUAAGGUAGCUGAGGUGCUAAACAUCUGACAUGGUAGGAUAUCAGACAAAUAUAACUCAUACAAGUGACACUGAAUAUCUGCAAAUGGUUUUAGGACCCGACUCUGUCGUUGAACAUGUUGAGUGAGGCGGCCGUUUUAUUUUACCUAAUUUGUAUGUAGUGCAUGUGGCUCUUGUAAUCCACCAGAUCUGGGGAGCUGAGGGAUUUGACAACCUUCCCUUGUUUAUGAUAGAAUGCUUUAAGUUGUUGAGGUUUCACCUUUGUUCCAAUGAAGUAAAAACCUUUUUGGUGGGUGCAAAAUAAAAUAGGGACUUCUGGUAAGUAGAACGUCAAACAGAUGGACAAUGGGUGUUAAAGUGAGCCUAAAGUUGAUAAUGAGAAUGAGAGUGAGAAUGACGAGCCAUCUGAACUUAUGAGUAAUGCUUGUCUUUUGGGUUUUCUUUUUCUUGCCAAAAAGUGUUCAUCGUUUGGAUUGAUGUACUCUUAUUACCUUUCUCAAAUUUCCCUAUUAAUUUGUGUAUAUUAAUGGAAAGCACUCUAUUCUUGUUGCGCAGUCAUAUACAGGCUUCACUAAAGUUAUUCUAUUGCUUUUUGCAUUCUGGUUUUACUCAGGAAAAUUGAAGCUGAAAUGAGUGCAACUUGACUGAAGGAUAGGCAUCACAACCCUAGAUUUGGUGUUGAUUGAAUGUCAUAUAUCGUUGACAUUGUCUUAUAAAAUGUAUCUUAUCUUGUAGUUAAAAGGAUAAAGAUGAAUUUACCGACACAUAUGUCAGGACAAAUCUCUGGGCAGGUACCCAAUCAAGCCGGGACAUCAUUGUCUGCCAUACCGCAGCAGCAGAAUGUAAUGCAAAGCUCUGGAGGUCAGCGUAAUACACUCAAUAUGGAGCCUGGUUUUGUGAAGGCUCGGCGUUUUAUACAAGAGAGAAUCUAUGACUUCUUAAUGCAGCGGCAACAAACUCAGGAGAUAGCUCCAAAGAAGGUGAUGGACAUUGUUAGACGCCUAGAAGAAGGCCUGUUCAAAACUGCGACCACCAAGGAGGAAUAUAUGAAUUUAGAGACAUUGGAAAAUCGUUUACAUGUUCUGAUCAAACGACUCCCCUUGAAUAAUCAAAAUCAACAAUAUCAGCAACAAGGCAAUACUUCCGUUGCCAUGGGAACAAUGAUUCCAAAUCCUGGCAUGCCUCAAAGUGGGAAUUCAAGUUUAAUGGUUCCAUCAUCUAUGGAUAACUCCUUUGUUGUGGCAGGUGGUGGUAGUGGUAUGGUGUCAUCAGCUGUCAACACAGGAAACUUUUUACCGAACACGACUCGAAUUUCAAGUGGGAUGCACAAUGGUUCCUUGGGUCCAUCUGAUGGAGGUUUGACUAGCGGUUAUCAACAGUCGCCAUCAAAUUUUUCGGUUAGCUCAGUUGGAAACAGUUUGAUUUCAUCAAUGGGUGCACAAAGAAUGGCCAGCCAGAUGAUACCUACUCCUGGAUUCAAUAAUAGUAAUAGCACUGGUAAUCAGUCUUACAUGAACAUGGAUUCGUCUAACAAUGUUAUUGGGCUAUCGACCAUCGACUCUACAACAGUAUCUCAGCCUCUGCAACAGAAGCAGCAAGUUGGUGGCCAGAACAGUCGCAUAUUACAAAGCCUGGGGAGCCAUAUGGGUGGGGGAGUAAGGUCUAGUUUACAUCAGAAACCUUAUGGGUUUCCAAAUGGGUCAAUAAACAGUGGUUUUGGAAUGAUUGGAAAUACUUCACAGAUGAAUGGUUCAGGAACCUCAAAAAGCUAUGUGACGGCUUCUCAUUAUGGGAACUCUCCCAAAACACAACCCCAACAUUUUGAUCAACAUCAGCAACAUAUGUCACAGGUUGAUGGUUAUGAGAAUAGCACCGUUGAUUCUUCUCGAUCUGAAACUUUUUACGCUCCAACAACCUCAACUUCAUCAAUGAUGAAUAAUCAGAACAUGAACCCAGUAAGCUUGCACACAUUACAUAAGACAAGCUCUCCUUUGAUGGUGAAUCAGUCGAAUUUGCUCAAUGCUCAGCAUGCAUCAAACAUGAAACCUUCAAUUGAUGAAUCAGAAAUCCGAACUCAGCAUUCACUACGUGAGAGUGCUAUGCAAUCACCAUUGCCUGUUCAUUUUCAGCAACAACUUCUUCAAAAUCAAAGUCAACAGAAGCAUCAAAGUCAGCAUUUGUCAUAUGGUCGGUCUCAGCUGACACAUGGUCCUGGCAGUCAAAUAAAAUCUGAGCCUGGAAUGGAGGGUCACAAUGAAGAUCUACAGCCACAGGUCUCUGAGCAUUUUCAGUCUUCCCAGACAAUCAAUCACUUUCAACAUAACUCUGAGGAAGACCACAAAGUAGCUAGUCAAUUGCAUAGUCUUGCACCUGGAUCUCAGGGGUUGUCCUUACCAAUGACAGAUACUUCACAGCAGAUGCACCAAUUGCUACAACAACACGAAUUUGUUGUUGACACCCAAAGUGAUCUUACUUGCCCUCUAGGCGUUCAACCAGGGGCUGGAUUGCAGGGCCAAUGGCAUUCAAGAGCUCAAGAAGUGCCACAUGUACUGGGCAACAGGUCAGAGCAGAAUAUCGAAGAAGAAUUUUGUCAAAGAAUAGCAGAGCAAGAUCAAGCUCAGAGGAAUAAUCUUUCUUCAGAAGGAUCUAUUACUCAUCGAACUUCUGUCAGUAGAUCAGUAGACCCAGCAAACUCCAGUGCUACAUGUAAAUCUGUUAAUUUAAACCGUGAAUUGCAGUUCAUAAAUCAACAAAGGUGGCUUUUGUUCUUGCGGCAUGCUCGUAAAUGUGUUCACCCACCAGGAAAAUGUCCAGAAAUCAAUUGCAUCACUGCUCAAAAGUUGUUGAACCAUAUGACAUCAUGUAAUGAUGUAGUUCAAUGUCAAUAUGCUCGUUGCCGUAGGACAAAGCUUUUACUUCUCCAUCAUAAGCACUGCAGGGAUCCAAGUUGUCCUGUUUGCAUUCCAGUAAAGCGUUUUGUGCAACUGAAAGGGGGCCAGCAUGCAGAUUCCAAUUCUGGUUUUCCACGCUCAGGCAAUGGAUCCUGUGAAUACCCUAGUGGUGGUACUGGUAGAUAUAACUUGAAGAUGAGUCCAACUGCUACUGAAACUUCAGAAGAUCUACAUCCAAAUUUGAAACGGAUGAAAAUAGAGCAGUCAUCACAAUCACUAGCCUCCAAAAGUGAAAAUCCUAUCAUACCAGUUCCUGUCACUAGUGCAUCAGAACUUCAGGAUGUAUGCAAUGAAGAAUAUCAAAUUGGUGACACCAAUACUCCAAUGAAAUCUGAGGUUACUGGAAUAAAAAUGGAAAUUCCUGCAAGUUCUGUGCAUGGAAGUCCCAUGACCGAUGAAAAGAGGAAGAAUUAUGUGGAAGAUUCCUGCACCCAAAAGUCCAAAGGUGUUCCAGUUGUGUCUAAUAAAGCCACUGGUUUCCCUAAGCAGGAGUUUGUUAAGACUGAGAAAGAGGUUGGCCAGCCAAAACAGGAAAAGUCAGCAGUUCCGGCUGAAGUUUCUGCUGGGACCAAGUCUGGGAAGGCAAAAAUAAAGGGAGUAUCAAUGAUAGAGUUGUUUACACCAGAGCAGGUGCGGGAGCAUAUCACUGGUCUCAGGCAAUGGGUUGGCCAGAGCAAAGCAAAAGCAGAAAAGAAUCAAGCUCUUGAACACUCGAUGAGUGAGAAUUCUUGUCAGCUAUGUGCGGUUGAGAAGCUUACUUUUGAACCACCACCGAUAUAUUGCACACCUUGUGGUGCUCGCAUCAAGAGAAAUGCAAUGUUCUACACUGUUGGGGCUGGUGAUACUCGACACUACUUUUGUAUUCCCUGCUACAAUGAAGCCCGUGGAGACACUAUCAAUGUUGAUGGAACUAAUAUUUUGAAAGCUAGAAUGGAGAAAAAGAAAAAUGAUGAGGAGACUGAAGAAUGGUGGGUUCAAUGUGACAAGUGUGAAGCCUGGCAACAUCAAAUAUGUGCAUUAUUCAAUGGUCGAAGAAAUGAUGGCGGACAAGCAGAGUACACUUGUCCAAAUUGUUACGUGGAAGAAAUUGAAAGAGGAGAGCGGAUGCCCCUACCACAGAGUGCUGUACUUGGAGCAAAAGAUUUACCUCGUACGAUACUCAGCGAUCACAUAGAGAACAGGUUGUUUGCAAAAUUGAAGCAGGAGAGACUAGAGAGGGCAAGGUUCCAUGGAAAAAGUUAUAAUGAGGUUCCUGGAGCGGAAGCACUUGUUGUCAGAGUUGUCUCGUCUGUGGACAAGAAAUUGGAAGUCAAGCAGCGAUUUCUUGAGAUCUUUCAAGAUGAAAAUUACCCUGUGGAAUUUGGAUACAAGUCUAAGGUAGUUCUGCUGUUUCAGAAAAUUGAAGGUGUAGAAGUAUGUCUUUUUGGCAUGUACGUUCAAGAAUUUGGAGCAGAGUGUCAGCAGCCAAAUCAUCGCCGUGUUUAUCUAUCUUAUCUGGAUUCAGUCAAGUACUUCAGGCCUGAUAUUAAGGCUGUCACAGGGGAGGCUCUCCGUACAUUUGUAUAUCAUGAAAUUCUGAUAGGUUACCUUGAAUAUUGCAAAUUACGUGGUUUCACAAGUUGCUAUAUAUGGGCUUGCCCUCCAUUGAAGGGUGAAGAUUAUAUCUUGUAUUGCCAUCCUGAAAUUCAGAAGACACCAAAAUCUGAUAAACUAAGAGAAUGGUAUUUGUCGAUGUUGAGAAAAGCUUCAAAGGAAAAUAUCGUUGUUGAUCUCACUAAUCUAUACGAUCAUUUCUUUGUAUCUUCUGGUGAAUAUAAAGCUAAGGUAACCGCGACUCGAUUACCGUACUUUGAUGGAGACUAUUGGCCUGGGGCUGCUGAGGAUAUAAUCUAUCAGCUUCGUCAAGAAGAGGAUGGAAGAAAGCAAAAUAAGAAAGGGUCAAUAAAGAAGAACAUAACCAAGAGAGCCCUGAAAGCUUCUGGUCAAAUCGAUCUUUCUGGGAAUGCGCCGAAAGAUCUGCUACUGAUGCAUAGGCUUGGUGAAACAAUUUCCUCAAUGAAGGAAGAUUUCAUUAUGGUUCACUUGCAGCAUGCAUGCACUCAUUGUUGUAUUCUAAUGGUAUCUGGAAAACGCUGGGUUUGCAAUCAGUGCAAAAAGUUUCAGCUCUGUGAUAAAUGCCAUGAAAUUGAACAAAAGCUUGAGGAUAGGGAGAGACAUCCUAUCAAUCAUAGGGAGAAACAUUCACUUUAUCCUAUCGAAAUCAAUGAUGUGUUACCAGAUACCAAAGAUAAAGAUGAGAUUCUUGAGAGUGAAUUCUUUGACACUAGACAGGCUUUUCUCAGCCUUUGCCAAGGAAAUCAUUAUCAAUAUGAUACACUUCGUCGUGCAAAACACUCCUCAAUGAUGGUUUUGUACCAUCUCCAUAAUCCUACUGCUCCUGCAUUUGUGACAACAUGCAACAGAUGUCAUCUUGAUAUAGAAACAGGGCAAGGUUGGCGCUGUGAGGUUUGCCCCGAUUAUGAUGUGUGCAAUUCCUGCUAUCACAAGGAUGGAGGCAUAGAUCAUCCUCAUAAGUUGACAGCUCACCCUUCGAUUGCUGAACGUGAUGCGCAAAAUAAAGAAGCUCGGCAACUACGAGUUGUACAGCUUAGGAAAAUGCUUGAUCUCCUGGUACAUGCAUCUCAGUGUCGCUCUCCACUUUGCCAAUACCCAAACUGUCGCAAGGUGAAGGGACUUUUCCGACAUGGGAUACAAUGCAAAAUACGUGCAUCUGGAGGUUGUGUUCUUUGCAAGAAAAUGUGGUAUCUUCUUCAACUCCAUGCCCGAGCAUGUAGAGAAUCCCAAUGUCAUGUACCGCGCUGCAGAGAUCUGAAGGAACAUUUGAGAAGGCUGCAACAACAGUCUGAUAGCCGGCGGAGGGCUGCUGUGAUGGAAAUGAUGAGGCAACGUGCUGCUGAGGUUGCUGGCAGCAAUGGAUGACAAAGUUGUAAAUAUAUAAAAUACGUACACUUGUUUGCUUGCACACAGGAACAUGAUGAUGACGAAAAGGAAAUGGUAAAAGAUGAAGUAUAGGUAAGUGAUUGUUUACACAAUGGUGAAAAGUUCAUUCAUUCACUCUUUAAAUGUCAAUCCUUCCACCGUUGGGGUUUAGUUCCCAGUGAUUCUUAUAUCAUCUAGUGUUGCCAUCAAAGUGUACCAUAUAUUUCCUUUUCUUAGUUACCACUUGUUUGUUUCCCAUUCUUAAUGACUCGGAACAAUUGUUGUAGAUGCAUAAAAGAAUCAGAUUUUGUGGACAUCUUAUGAUUAAUUGUAAAGGAAAAAAGGGUAGUUACUUGGUUUCACACUAUUGCCUAUUACCGCAUUAAGAUGAUUCUUCCAUCCAAGCUACAAAGAAGCUCAUACCAUUGGUACCAUCUUGUAUCCUUUAAUUAUCUGCAAUUUAACCGAUAAUUUUGAUUGCUGAUGACUUCAUUUUUGUAUGAUAUAUAUUGUACAGGCCCAGAUCAUACAUACCCUUUUUGCAGAAUAUAUUGUACAGGUUUGAUCUUCCAAGAGAGCUAUUCGAUAACUUCUUCUCCAGACAGAUUUAGAAGUCUGAUCUCUACAGACUUUUCCCACAUCUCUGGUAUUAUGUUUUCCAGAGUUAUAAUGUGGAGUUAUUUUCCAGACUUAAAAGCUAACUCUGAACUCUUGGGCUUCAGAGGUAUUCUCAGACUCAUUUUACUUCAGAGUUAUUUCAAGACAUAUAAGAUAACUCCAAACUAUUUGUCUUCCAGAUUUAUUUUGAGUUAUUUUGUUGAAUUAUAAGUAUGAAUUAUGGUUCAUUUGUUAUGGUAAUGAUGAAUGUAGAAGCUUGAACUAUGUAGUAUGUUUUUCCAAACAUAUUACAUUCAUGGAUUUCUAUUCUUCAGACUUAGAAGUUUGAUCUCUGCAAUCUUUUCCCACAAUUAUGGUAUUCUGUUUUCCAGAGUUAUAAUGUGCAAUAGUUAAUUUCCAGCCUUAUAAGAUAGCUCCAAAGUAGAACAAAUCAAAUUUACCAUUUGGAGUUAAUUUCCAGAGUAUAAGUCUGAAGAGUCAUUUUUAAGAGUUGGCUCAGCCGAACUCUGAAGUCCUCUUUUCCAGACGGAACACCAUGCAGAGCACCAUGCACAGCCUCUGCAUGGUCCAUGCAAAGCUUCUGGCUUGCCUAUACAGAGCUUUGAAGUGUGAAGACUUUUACUUCAGACUAAUUUCCAGAGUUACAAUGUGUAGUUAUUUGCCAGGCUUACAAGACAACUCUGAACUCAUAGGCUUCAAAGAUAUUCUCAGACUCAUUUUACAGACUUAGAAGUCAACUCUGAACUCUUGGGCUUUAGAGUGCAUUUAAAUUGUGGCUGAAUUUUGGCACUCUUCAACACUGAAAUUGGCAACAAUUUUCAGCUUCAAAUGGUCAUAGUCAACAGUAGCUGUUUAUCUGCUGUAAGAACAAUGGAUGUGUGGAAUGUUACUCCGAUUAAAGAUCUUGACAUACAAAAAGAUGAUUUCACUGUAAAGGUCAUAAUAAUUCGAUUAUGAAAUCAACCAUUUUUUAAAAAUCAUGAUGAAAGAUAUUCCACCGAGAUGAUAUUAAUGGAUGAACAUGGGACUAAGAUACAUGCCAAUGUAAUACAAAAAUGGGUGCCCAAGUUCAAAAGUUUACUUCAUGAAGGGGUUGCUGUAUUCAUCAAAAAUCCUACAUGAAGGGGCUGCAGUAUUCAUCAAAAAUCCUACAUUAAGGUAGCUCUAAGAAUGCCAUGAACAACAACAGUCAAUCCAUUUCUGAACUUCGCAGCCUUGUCUUCAAAUGGAGCUAGCUUGUAAUAGAGUUGAAGCAGAUCUUUAAGGUUGAUGAAUAUAAAAUCAGCCUCAGAGAACUCAUAAAUCCUUGUCUUCUCUCUCAACAAUGAAGACUUGGUAUACUAUGUUGUUCCAAGUUCUCUGUUUGAUGUCCACCAGCUUUGUAAUAUUCAACUCUAAGUAGACAUCUCUUCUGAACUUCCGUAUUAUGUGCAUGAAAGCUACAUACUGUCUCUUUAAUACAUUUGACUUUCUUGUAAAGAUA
Molecule: messenger RNA, 9088 nt
Organism: Cynara cardunculus var. scolymus (artichoke)
Lineage: Eukaryota; Viridiplantae; Streptophyta; Magnoliopsida; Asterales; Asteraceae
Product: histone acetyltransferase HAC1-like
Exons: 20
Coding region: 1807-6987 (1726 amino acids)
Biological process (GO): positive regulation of transcription by RNA polymerase II
Cellular component (GO): transcription regulator complex; histone acetyltransferase complex
Molecular function (GO): transcription coactivator activity; zinc ion binding; chromatin DNA binding
Source: RefSeq, a predicted model, not a curated record